AGCGGCGGGCGGCUGAUGGCGGAGCUUCUUGGCGUGUUCAAUGGGCUGACGGAGCGGAUGGGGAAGGACAUGGCGACCUCGUCGUCGUCUCGGCUUCUCUUCCGCGCGCUCAAGCUGGCGCUUCCUGCCCUCCGCGACGGCGGCGAUGCUGGCGGCCGGGCCGUCUCCCGUGCGCUUCUUGUCGCCGCCUCCCUCGCCGACCUCCAGAUGGACGCCGAGGUAAUCUCGGCUGGCAUAGUGAGGGAGGCCUUGGACGCCGGCGCGGUGGCCAUGGCCGACGUCGAGGCGCAGCUCGGUGCCAGCGCCGCCGGUCUGGUGGAAGAGAGCCUCAGGGUGAAGCGCGCGCCAUCGCGGGUUGAUGUCGCCGACGAGGAGGCCGCGAGCGCGGUGCGGAAGCGGUGCCUCUCGAGCUACGACAUCCGCGCCGUCAUCCUGGAGCUCGUCGUCAGGCUCGACGCCAUGAAGCACCUCGACGUCCUGCCCAAGCACCAGCAGCGGACCACCUCGCUGGAGGUCCUCAAGGUGUACGCGCCGCUCGCGCACGCCGUCGGCGCCGGCGAGCUGUCGCUCGAGCUGGAGGACCUCUCCUUCCGGCGCCUGUACCCGCAAGCCUACGCCCACAUCGACCAGUGGCUGAGCAGCCAAGAAGACGACUGCAAGCGCGUCAUCGCCGCCUCCAAGGAGCAGCUCCUCCACGCGCUCACCGCCGACGACGAGCUCCGCCGCACCGUCGACGGCGUCGACGUCAAGGGCCGGUACAAGAGCCGGUUCAGCACCAUGAAGAAGCUGGUGAAGGACGGCCGGCGGCCGGAGGACGUCAACGACAUCCUCGGAAUGCGCGUGAUCCUGGACCCCCGCCCCGACGGCGGCGGCGGCGGCGACGGCGACAGGGCUUGCCGGAGAACGCACGAGGUCAUCCAGGCCAUGUGGAAGGAAGUGCCACGGAGGACGAAGGAUUACAUCACGCGUCAAGACGUGAGCGAGCCGGCGCCGGACGGGAAGAAGAGACCGUUGAUGGAGAUCCAGAUACGCACCAGGGAGAUGGACAUGGCCGCCGUCGGCGGCCAGGCGUCGCACGCCCUCUACAAGGGCGGCCUCACCGACCCCGAGGAGGCCAAGAGGCUCAAGGCCAUCAUGCUGGCGGCGGCGGAGGUAGCGGCUCAGCACCUCCGCGACGAGCCCGCCGCCACAGCCGCCAUUGUCGGCAGCGUCGACCGAGCUUUCCGGCAGCUCGACAAGAACGGAGACGGGAGUAUCAGCAUGGAGGAGCUGGCCGAGAUAAUGGAGGACCUCGGCGCCGGCGGCCACGACGCGGAGGAGCUCAUGCGCCUCCUCGACGCCAACAGCGACGGCUCACUCAGCUCCGACGAGUUCGCCCUCUUCCAGCAACGGGUUGAGCUGAAGGCGAAAUUGGAAGACACGGACGAUGAGUACAAGAAGAUCCUCAAAGAGAAGCUGCAGACUGUCGACGACACGGGACUCAUCCACGUCUACCGCAAGGAGCUCAGUGACAAGCUGGUCGCCGCCUGAUCGAUCGAGCUGCCAAUUUAAUUUGAUGCUUUGAUUAAUACGAGCGAUCUUAAUUCGUCCUCAUGUGCCUUUUUUUUAAAAAAAAAUGGAGAUUUGUCUUGUCGUUUCACAUGUGCACCGUGAAAUGCACAAAAUCCACGUUUCGUUCUUGUGCUGAAUUAGUCAAGUUCCAUAAGUCGAUUGAUAACAAUUUGGGCGUGAAAUUGAAGUGUAAAUGU
Molecule: messenger RNA, 1748 nt
Organism: Oryza brachyantha (malo sina)
Lineage: Eukaryota; Viridiplantae; Streptophyta; Magnoliopsida; Poales; Poaceae
Product: probable GTP diphosphokinase CRSH3, chloroplastic
Biological process (GO): guanosine tetraphosphate metabolic process
Molecular function (GO): calcium ion binding
Source: RefSeq, a predicted model, not a curated record